This is a messenger RNA of Anolis carolinensis (green anole), 6697 nucleotides long. It is a transcript of the gene mpeg1, whose product is annotated as macrophage expressed 1. Bases 678 to 2846 code for a protein of 722 amino acids. Lineage: Eukaryota; Metazoa; Chordata; Lepidosauria; Squamata; Anolidae. Gene Ontology annotation, biological process: defense response to bacterium. The transcript has a single exon. The record is from RefSeq and is a predicted model, not a curated record.
CCACACAUCUUAAAGUCAAUGCUAAUUAAUGUCCACUCUGCUCGAGACCACUUUAGGAAUGGCCAAGUCUGGGAUGAGGAUCUGAAAAACAUUGGCUUUGAAUGACUGAGAAAUGAGGUAAGCAGAACAGAAGAGCUUGCAUUUGGUGCAAUCUUCAUAUUCUUGGAUAAUUUUUGAAUUAUCAGAGAUGCUGAUAGUCUUUGGAAUCCAUGUAUUGCAUGCAACUAUUACUAUCUCUCUUUGAGUGCCCAUCUGUGUAAUGCCUUCUCAAAGUGAUAUAUAAAUUAAUAAACAAACAGGUGCACUGUAAGCUUUCCAGGAUCAUCUCUCUUCCAAAACACUUGCCUUUGUUUUGAUCAUGUGAUGUGGUUAAUAUUAAAAUUAUGUUUUAUGAUUUUUGUUGCAUUUCAUUUUAAUAGCUUUUUUACGCCACUUUGACAUUUGUAACAAUUAAGGGGAUAUCGACAUAUUUUAAUAAAUCAGAAACUGAAAGUGGUUCCACAGUUCCUCCAGUAUGGAUAAGGAGAAGUACAAUGCAACAGAGUUUGGUUUCCUCUUUCAUUUACUAGUCUUAGCAUAAAAAAGAAGGAAGCCGCUUCUGGAGUUCCCCACACAGCUGAGACAGAAGCACAUCUACAUCAUUCAGAAGCUUGUUUGCCUUCUACCCGCUUCCAGCUAUGAGCCAUUUCAUGGACAUCUUUCGUUCCUUGGUUUUCAUAUUUUGGACAAGCUGGGCGCUGGAAUCUCAUCCAGUUCAACCUUCUUCUGCCAGUGGCUUUCAGGAGUGCAGACAAACCCUGGGACGUCCAGCACUGGAAGUUCUUCCUGGAGGUGGCUGGGAUAAUCUACAGAAUCGAGCUAUGGGGAGAGUGAUCCACCUGAAUUACUCUUUGUGCAGGACUACAGAAGAUGGAGCUUACCUCAUCCCCAAUGAUGUCUUCACCAUUCCCCUUAAAGAGACCUACCUGGAGCUGAACUCUGAAAUCAUAGAGUCUUGGAUGGAUUAUCAGUCUGCCACCUCUGCUUCCAUCAAUGCUGAACUGUCCACUUCUUUUAUCAAUGGUAAAUUCUCCAGUGACUUCCGCUGGAUGAAAACCCACCAAGUGAAGGACCAGACUGUGACCACCAGAGUUCAGGUCAGAAAUCGGAUGUAUACUGUGAAGUUUGACCCUGCAGCCAGAUUUGAUGAAGGCUUCCAGCAGCAGCUUGUAGCCAUCGCUAGCCACCUAGAGAACAACCAGACGCGAGCAGCUGACUAUUUGGCAGAAAUCUUGGUGUUAAAUUAUGGCACUCAUGUGAUCACUGGUGUGGAUGCUGGAGCAAGUCUCAUCCAAGAGGACCAAGUCAGGUCUACCUUUGUGAAAGACAGCAAGUUCAUGAGAAGUUCUAUCACAGCUGCUGCUGGAGUCUCUUUCCACAAAGUUGUAAACUUCCAAAGUAGCCUUUCAGUAGGUAUAGAUGAUUCGUUCAUCAAGCAGUAUGAAGCCAACCGCACCAACUCUAGGGUGGAGAGCAUUGGGGGGUUGCCCUUUUAUCCUGGUAUUACCCUGAAAACCUGGCAAGAGAGCAUUCCCAACCGUCUGGUAGCCAUUGACCGUUUUGGCUUGCCUUUGGAAUUUUUCAUCACCCCAGAAAAGCUUCCAGGAUUACCCAACCCCAUUGUGAAGAGAUUGUCCAAGACUGUAGCAUCUGCUAUCACUCGCUAUUACACUUUCAAUACUUACCCGGGAUGUACCAAUGCAGCUUCACCUAACUUCAACUUCUAUGCCAACAUGGAUGAUGGGACUUGUGAAGGGACAGGGAACAAUUUUACUUUUGGAGGAGCCUACCAAGUGUGUGCUCAGCUGGAAGGACCUGAUGCUGCCACACUCUGUGCAGGUCUGGCACAGAGGAACCCACUUACUGGAGCCUAUUCCUGCCCCACCGGCUAUAUUUCCAUCCAGUUGGGAUCCCAGGAACUUGAGGAAGGCUAUAACCACUGGGACUGCCAUAAUGAUUGCUUUGUUUGGAAGCUAUUUUGCAAGAGGGUUUGCAAGGACAUUUUCACACUCUCUAAAGUGCAGUUUAGCACCUACUGGUGUGCAGCAACAGGCAUAGUCCCCAAAAACUCAGGAUUCCUCUUUGGGGGUCUUUUUAGUACCAAGAAUAAUAACCCCAUGACCAAUGCCCAGUCUUGCCCUUCCAUGUAUUAUCAGCUGAAGCUUUUUGACCAGCUCAAAGUCUGUGUCAGCCGUGAUGAAAGGGGACAGAGGUACUCUGUGCCCUUUGGAGGGUUCUUCAGUUGCCAGGUAGGCAACCCAUUGGUGGGCUUCCACAAUGGAACAGAUAAUGACCCCUACGCUAAAAGGUGUCCAACAGGAUUUAGCCAGCACCUGGCUCUAAUCAGUGAUGGAUGUGAAGUGGACUACUGUGUCCCAGCUGGGCGCUUCACAGAAGGGUCUCUACCUCAAGCUCGGCUCCCACCCUUCAGUCGCAAACCUACCAUAAACCUCAUUGAUACUGACACCAUCCUGGUGAUGAAUAGCAACAGUGGCCAAACCUGGAUCAAGAACUCUCAGACUCAUCUCUGGAAGAUAGGCAACCCUGAUGAAGUGUACCACAGUAUGAAGAAAAGUAUGACUACUGGUGAGAGUCUAUCCAACGGAGAAGUAGCUGGGGUUGCUCUUAUUGCCACUGUGGGCUUGGUCAGCCUGAUCAGCCUGGUGAUCUGUGGGUGCAGGAGGUACAAAAAGAAGGGGUACCAUGAGAUAGGGGAAGAAGAGAGUGCCAUGAUCUCUAGCAGUCCUGAUGGCCUCAGGAAUGAAACAGUGGAUAUGCCUCAACAGCAGGAAAGUCCAAUAGUUUAGAGAUGUGUGUGCCUAUGCAUAUGAUCCUACUUAACUGUACCAGCCUCCCAAUACCUGAAACCCUCCAGUUGUGUUGCACAGCAAGCCCUAUUAUCCCUAACUAAGCCAUCUUGAUGGCCCUAGUGGUUAGGGAUGGUGAGUUAAAAUCCAACAUUUCUGAAGGGCACAUGGUUGAGGAGGGCUGAAUGAUACUAUCUUCAGGUGUUUUGCAGUGAAGUUUUGAAGAAACUAUUACAAGAAUAAUCAUGAGCUUCUUUUAACUAACUUUCCUCUUUUCCUUAAGUCUUCUGAGCAACCAAAUGGGAAGAUGGGAAUGAUAUGGAAUGUAUUUUCCAUGAAAUAAGAAAUGAAAGCUUAGCAGUUACCAAUCUUGACUACAACUCCCAGAACCCCCAGUCAGUACAAGGGAUUCUGAGAGUUGCAGUCCCAAAAGUAACCUUCCCAAACUCUAUCAUAGGAAGCUACCUUAGGUUGGACCAUUAUUUGAUAUUCACAUUAAUGGUAGGAAAUAUGAAGUCAUAGAUGGAGUCCACUGCAGCCUGUAGGACUCUCCACCAAUCCUCCAAUCUCCCAGCCCCCCACAAUUUUCUAGACAAAGUCCCCAAAUGUGCAACAAAAAGAUUUAAAGUAUUUUUAUGCAUAAGGAUAUUGCUGUAGGGGACCCCUCCCCCAGUUCAAAAUUGCAAGAAUUCCUCCCUCCUGAAAUAUUACAAGGAACUCCCAAAUGGCAGUCCAUCUCUAGUUUACACAAUAAGCAGCUGUUUGCCAGAGUUUCAGGCAGGCGCAUAUGUCCACACACAGGACUUUUUUGUGAGGUUGGGAUAGGAUAUGCCUCUGUUCAUUUUUAUGCUCUUUCUCCUGCCUGUGAGUCAGUACUUCAAAUAAAAGUGGAAGCCGCAGUGUCAUGAGACUGUCACGGGCAUUCAGAUGAAAGAGGUACUUUGAUCCCAGAGUAUUUCCUGUUCCAUGAGUUAUCUGAUUGAAAGGGUGGGGAGAUCACUAUGGGUGUGCAGCUCAUCCUGGAGAAGGGAUUCCUUUCUAUACCCUCUGCUGAAUAUUUUAUUUGAAGAUAGCACCCUUGGUUGAGGAUCCUGAUUUUCAAGGACAACUCCCGCAGGCUGUGCCAGGUUCAAAGCAGACUGAAAACAGUGGCUGCCCAUUUUAAGCUGCUGACAAAGUCUUUGUGAUAGAUUCAGGUUGUGCUCUUGUGCAUCCACACUGUCCCUAAAUGAGGAAUUAGGAGUAUAAAAUGUUACCUGCAUCCAACUAGAAGGGUGAAGUUCUGGAUGACUCUGCUCCAGGCAGACACACUGAGUACAGCACUUUUUCAUCAAGUAAGUACCAUCAGAAUAGUUUUGGCAAAGGCAUGACCUGAUACGGUGGUCUCUACAUCAGUGCCACAGCAACUUCUCAAGAACUUACUUCUGGUCCACCUCCUGCAGACUUACAUACUUACUUAUGUGAUCCCUCAUAGCUCGAGGAUGAUGGUCCUCCAGUGUAGUGCCUUGGCAGCGGAUGCGUAGGUGGCUGUGGAGACCUAUUCUUGACCCUCAUGUUCUUCCGCAGUGAAGACAUAGGUUUCCAGACAGAAAGCAGUCCCGGUCAGGGUUAGCUUGACGCGCAUUCCUCUUGGCACGUUUCUGCCUUUCGCCCUCCAUUUGCCUCUUCAAAUUCUGCAGCACUGUUGGUAACAGCUGACCUCCAAUUAGAGCACUCAAUGGCCAGGGCUUCCCAGCUCUGGUGUCUAUGCCACAGUUUUUACAUUUUCCAUUCUUGAGUUGGGAGUAUAGCAACUGCUUUGGGAGACGGUGAUCAGGCAUUCAAACGUGGCCAGUCAAGUGGAGUUGAUGGCAUAGGAGCAUUGCUUCAGUGCUGGUGGUCUUUGCUUCUUCCAGCAUGCUGACAUUUGUCUACUUGUCUUCCCAAGAGAUUUGCAGGAUUUUUCGGAGGCAACACUGAUGGUAUCUUUCCAGGAGUUGAGUGUUACAUCUGUAGACAGCCCAUGUUUUGCAUGCGUAUAACAGGGUUUGGGAGGAUAAUAACUUUAUAAACAAGCACCUUGGUGUCCCUAUGGAUGUCCUGAUCCUCAAACACUCUCUGCUUCAUUUGGAAAAAAACUGCACCCGCAGAGCUCAGGUGGUGUUAUAUUUCAGCAUUAAUGUUGACUUUUGUGGAGAGGUGGCUGCCAAGGUAGCGGAAAUGGUCAACAUUUUCUUACACCAUUAAGGUGUAUUCCUGCAUUGCAGAGGGAUUGGCUGGUGCCUGCUGAAAAAGCACUUUGGUUUUCUCAAUGUUCAAUGAGAAGCCAAGCUUCUUGUAUGUUUCUGCAAAGACGUUUAGAGUGGGACCUCUAAACACCUGCUGCAGAGCAUCCCUAUGUGGCCUGAAUGUGUAUUGAGAUGUGUGUAGGAUCUCUAUGCUGGUAUUUGUCAUUCACUAUCUCACAAGAUGAGCAGAACACAUCACGGGAUUUCUGCUUUUAUAGUAAAGGAGCUGAUCCUUCUACCAUCAACUGAGCAUGGGAGAUGCUGUCCUUUACAUGCGUCCAAAGGAUCUAUGUAUCAAUCUAGCUAGUGGACUACUUUGGCAAGAUAGGUCAAAAGUGGUGACAGACCCAAACUCCAGUCAAGACAGGCCAAAGUCGUCUUGCCAGAGAUUCUACAAGUCAAUCUUUGGGGAAACUGGUGUGUAGCCACAUCCAGGGAACCGUUUUUUGGUAAUCUAGCUAGUGGACCACUUUAGCAAGAUAGGUCAAAAGUGGUGACAGACCCAAACUUCAGCCAAGACAGGCCAAAGCCAUCUUGCCAGAGAUUCUACAAGUCAAUCCUUGGGGAAAUCGGUGUGUAGCCACAUCCAGGGAACCGUUUUUUGCUAAUCCCUACCCUAACAAAAAUCUUAAGAGAUUACUUCCCCGCCUCUUGCAUCCCAUUGCAUUUUAAGACCCACUAGACUCUCUUUGCAUGUCUCCAGCAUGUAUAUCCUUAGAAUUUCUCUCUACCGCCCUAUUCUUUUAUUAGCACUCUUAGUACCUGUGUUUAGCUACAAUUGUGUGCAAAGGUUGCAAAAUCUGCUAGCCCAGCAGAGACUGCCAAGCUUCUUUUUGCUUGAGUCUCUAAAGUAGCUGAACAAUACAACUUGACAAGGACACUUCCUCUGCCUGCUUCCAAAAGUAAGAUGGAUAAUGAUGAAGACAGAGCAGUCUCUGAAUUCUUACAUUUUACAAGCAGAAAUGUAGAAGUGAGAGCCGAGUAAGUAUAGGACCAAACCCUAGUGUUUGUAGUAACACUCAGUAGAAUAGAUUUGCAAGAGAAAGGCUUAGCUAGCUGUGGAAGGAGCUACUGAGAAAGACGGCAUGCUUAUUGUCACAUGUCCCUUUAAGCUUAGAGGGACAGGAAAAGCAACAGAGGAAUGUUCAGGGAGAGAAUUCAAAGUAACUUAAAGGCUUAGCUCUUGUUCAGUCUCACAAAGUAGUGAGAGGCAGAGAAGGAGGAAAAGCUGAAAGGCCUUUUAUCUUUCCACAGGAGUUUCUUAUUCCCUGGGUCUACCCCACAAGCAAAGCUUUCAGCGCACAAAGCUAGUGCAUUAGUACAAUUUUUAUUCUAUCGAGAAUUGUUUCUGCACGUUCCAUCAGUAGCCAAGACUCCAUUAGGGGAAGGCAUAUCCUCAUGGUGAGGGAAGGAAGGGUGGCAGGAAAAUGAACUCUUCCACCAUGUGUCAAGCAGCCUGCCAUUCAUUUGUCUGUAAAUCACAGGUUAUGUAAAGUAUAUUAUGACUUUGCUUUUAUUUGAUUCAUUAAAAUCAACUCCAUGUAUAACAAAAUAUUAAAAAAAUACCUCAGAAGACAAAAAAAA